Enterobius vermicularis (human pinworm) is the source of this 306-nucleotide messenger RNA. NCBI's taxonomy places the organism in Eukaryota, Metazoa, Nematoda, Chromadorea, Rhabditida, Oxyuridae. The record is from the annotation of a GenBank genome assembly.
AUGGAUUUUGCCCAGGCGGUUAUACCUGCAUUAACGGCCAAUGCUACGCUGCUACAGUCGCGGUUUCAACUGUCGCUCCAUACAACCCUUUUUGCCAAGAUAGAUGCUGGGACUGUUAUAUGUACAUGUGGAAAUGCACAAACCCGUUGGCUGCAGCUUGUAUGUCUCAAUGUUGUGCCAGAACCUGCGGCUACUGCCGAUAAGCGAUUCCGGCGUGAAGUUGGUGUCAAAACUGAUGUUCUUCACAAUGCUGUCGAUAGAAACUUCUUAACAAGACGUAGAUAUUUUGAAAUCUAUAAACAAUAA